AUGGCAUGGUCGCCGAAUCGAGCCCUUCUGAGGCUGCUAAAGCGGCCUUCUCCAUGCGUGACGAGGACAAAGCACCCCGGGUCCUUGGUCAACGGGCGAGCUCGGCUGCACCUGGCACCACCGUUCCUCCUUGAUGAUCCCUACAUUCCGCGCUAUCUGCAGCUUUCCUCGGUCGACGCGGCCCUCAAGCGGUCGAGAGCAUAUGCACACCUGCGACAGUGCAAUCUAUGCCCCCGGCUCUGCGGCGUGAACCGCUAUGAGACGCUGGGCAUGUGUAUGAUCGGGGAGAAGGUAAAGGUUAAUGUAAUCGCCCCUCAUUUCGGUGAAGAGCCGUGUAUACAGGGCCAUAAUGGUAGUGGCUCCGUCUUUUUCAGCAUGUGCAACCUCCGCUGCACAUUCUGCCAAAAUUACGACAUCAGCCAUGUUCGCAACGGAGAAGAUCUCACACCCGAGGAGCUGGCCGAGUGGUACAUUAAGCUCCAAAACCUCGGCGGCGUCCACAAUAUCAACCUGGUGACUCCAGAGCACGUAGUCCCGCAGGUAGCACUGUCGAUCCUGACCGCCGCCGAGAUGGGGCUCCGGAUCCCGAUUGUGUACAACACCUCGGCCUACGACAGUCUCGAGUCGCUCAGGCUCCUCGACGGGCUGGUCGACAUCUACCUGCCAGACUUUAAGCUGUGGAGCUCGGCAGAAAGCAAGAGGCUCUUGAAGGCCGAGGAUUAUCCCGAUGCGGCAAAGGAGAGCAUCAAGGAAAUGCACAAGCAGGUGGGCGAUUUGUGCUUCACGCCAGACGGGAUUGCCCGGAGGGGAUUGUUGGUCAGGCAUCUAAUCAUGCCGGGUCUGACGGCUGAGUCUGAGGAGAUUAUGAAGUGGUUGUCGACCGAGGUGUCCAAGGAUACUUUUGUGAACCUGAUGGAUCAAUAUCGCCCAGCAGCCAACGUAGGAAAGGCCAAAAAGUCAAGGCUUCCCAAGGGUGCUGAGGCCACAACGGAGAAAGAGCCAUCAUCUGGCCAAAGUAAGGAAGCGGUGCGCUAUGCGGAUAUUAACCGUGCCAUCACCAAUGAUGAGCUCACAACGGUUCGGAAAGCUGCAGAAUCUGCAGGACUGUGGCGUUUUUGUGACCCUCCUAAACAUGGAGGAUUUCACAUUUAA
Pyricularia pennisetigena is the source of this 1152-nucleotide messenger RNA. RefSeq lists its product as uncharacterized. Bases 1 to 1152 code for a protein of 383 amino acids. The transcript has 4 exons. The record is from RefSeq and is a predicted model, not a curated record. NCBI's taxonomy places the organism in Eukaryota, Fungi, Ascomycota, Sordariomycetes, Magnaporthales, Pyriculariaceae. Gene Ontology annotation, molecular function: iron-sulfur cluster binding; catalytic activity.